Messenger RNA from Conger conger (European conger), 3521 nucleotides. RefSeq names its product PR domain zinc finger protein 1-like. The transcript has 5 exons. The record is from RefSeq and is a predicted model, not a curated record. Gene Ontology annotation, molecular function: histone deacetylase binding; RNA polymerase II cis-regulatory region sequence-specific DNA binding; DNA-binding transcription factor activity. NCBI's taxonomy places the organism in Eukaryota, Metazoa, Chordata, Actinopteri, Anguilliformes, Congridae. Bases 163 to 1989 code for a protein of 608 amino acids. Gene Ontology annotation, cellular component: nucleus; cytoplasm. Gene Ontology annotation, biological process: regulation of transcription by RNA polymerase II; cell fate commitment.
ACUCACAACAGAGACACAGAGACUCACUGAGCCGCACAGCACACAGCACGCAAACAAACACAGUGAGGAACACGGCGUCUCACAGGACAACGCAGGUGUGUCAACGGGAAAGUCGUGGAACGCGGUACGACCCUAAAGGACCCAGGCGAGGAGUGCAAGUACAUGGCCGAGAUCUACUGCGGAGGACAGCUGCAACACUUUGUUGACAGCUAUGACGUGCACCGUAGCAACUGGAUGCGCUACGUCAACCCGGCCCGGUCGCCGUCGGACCAGAACCUGGUGGCGUGCCAGAACGGGAACGACGUGUUCUUCUACACGGUCCGGCCAGUGGAGCCGCAGCAGGAGCUGCUGGUGUGGUACAGCCGCGAAUUCUGCGAGAGGCUUCACCAAUCUCCCAGCAUGCACAAAAUGGUGAGCUCAGACCCAACAGAGCUCAAACACAGACGGUCUCUACCUCACUGGGCCUGGCACCUGGACCCAGACCAAAGGAGCACAGAAGAGGGGCGGAGGGACGAGAAAGCAAUGGAGGAGCAAGAGGAGGAGAGGAUAGAUGUAGAGGUGUUAGAGAGGGAUACUCCGCCUGACACCCCCGAUGACCAAAUCAUGGAUUUCAGCAAAGGGUUGCACAACGACCCUCCCUUAACCCCAUCACCCAGCCCGGACCCCACAGAGCUUAGUCCACAAAAAAACCUCAACAGUCGCCCAGGGGGGUUCCCAGAUACCCCUUCACCCCCCAGAGACAUUCCCCUCCAUCUGCACGGCCUGUAUGGCCAUGGGGAAGGCCCGGUGUCCUACCCCCUCAGCCCCCCCUCCAGGCCCCUGCAUCCCCAAUACCAGUUCCUUCCCGCCUACAGCCACCACUACCAACAGCUGUUCUUGCCCCAUUAUUCUCCACAUGUCCAGGGUGUGCUGCCCCCUAGAGCCUCUCUGGGGUAUAGCAGCUACCUGAGCAGAGAGAGUUUGCCCUUCCCCAUGACAGCCCAGCCUGGACUACUCCCCGCGUCCGUGCCCCACACAGCCCCUUCCCAGGGAGGGCUGAGAGAGAGGCCCCAGAACACCUCCCCACCCCAGGGGGCCCCCGCCACCCCCGGACUCUCUCCCCAGCACAAACCCCCGCAAUCCCCUCAGAAGUCUCCCCUACAGGCCACCUCUGGGUGGGACGAAGCCAUCAACCUCAGCCUGGCCACAGCAAAGAAGAGCCCCAUUGAUGUACCCCAGCUUGGGCAGGGGCACAAGUCUCUUCCCUACCCCCUGACGAAACAGAACGGAAAGAUCAAGUACGAGUGCAACAUCUGUCUGAAAACCUUCGGUCAGCUCUCCAACCUCAAGGUACACUUGCGGGUUCACAGUGGAGAGAGACCCUUCAAGUGUGACGUCUGUAAGAAGAGCUUCACCCAGUUGGCCCACCUCCAGAAGCAUCACCUGGUCCACACAGGAGAGAAGCCACAUCAGUGCCAGGUGUGUCACAAGCGUUUCAGCAGCACCAGUAACCUGAAGACUCACCAGCGUCUGCACUCGGGAGAGAGGCCGUACGAGUGCAGGCAGUGCCGCACCAAGUUCACCCAGUACAUCCACCUGAAGCUGCACCAGCGGCUGCACGGCGAGCAGGAGAGACCCCACUCCUGCGCGCUGUGCGCCUCCUCGUUCAUCCACCGCUUCUCGCUCCUCCUCCACCAGCGCUCCUGCUGCCCCGCGCCCGCUGGCCUGCGGCACGCGGCCGGGCUCGUCCAGGCCUUCGACGGCAGCGCCCAGGCCAACGACCUGCCGGAGAGCGCCGGCCCCGCCCUGGUGGAGGUGGCUAUUGAGCGCUGGAUGUCCAGGAGCCUGGAGGAGAAGGAGGAGAAAAAGGAGGAGAAGGAGGAGGAGGAGGAGGAGAAGGAGGAGAAGAACAUGCUCUUGAAGACAGAGACUCGCGCCCCUGUCCACCAGGAGCGGGCCAGUGUGUUGCAUCUGUACAACCGGCCUCUGGUCAAGAUGGAGGCACGGUAGCAAUCACCAAACAGAACUUUUUCAUCUUUGUGAAACCAAAAACGACCCUUCCUCAGUACUACCCCUCCAUUCUCUGAGCCGUUUCCACGAGUUACAGAGAAAGGGAGACGCCUGUCCUCUGAACUCCCUGUAGGUUUACAAAUGUGCAGCUCAGCUCAUCUUAAUUCACUGACAAACUAUUUUCAGUGGUGUGUUUUAAUGGAUGUGCAUUACUUUGGCUUUAUGUGUGAGGUGUGUAUGUGUGUAUGCUAUUGUUUGCCUCUGAUAGAAAGGUUGCUUCUCAGCACAAGGGAAGAGGUAUCAAUUCCCCUUCCAGGUGCCUGCUGGACAACAACCGGUCUAUUUUCUCUCUCCCAGGUGUAUCACAGCAUUUCCUCAAAACUCAUCGAGACACAGAGGAGGUUUUAAUCCCUGUGUGCAAGAGAGAGAAUGCACUGUGUGAAUCUCUGAGUGUGUUUCCUAAAAGAGGAAGGCCUCAGGGAUGAUUACUUGGGAGUGGACAAAGGGCUUUUUUAGAGAAAGUUUACAUUUCUGUCUCUGAUGUUCCUGUUUCACAAACAUGUAGUUGCUUGGCACAUUGAUUGUUGUAUUCCUUUUCCUUGGGUGUUUUAAUGUAAAAAAAAAAAAACUUCAAAUGAAAACCAAAUAAAUAAUUAAUUUUAGACUGGAAAGGCAAAAGCUAAAAAGCAAGCAAACAAGCAAAUAUGCAAAUGUUUCCCCAGAUAAUAACCUGAUAUUCUUGCCGUCUGAUGAGAUAACCAUCACCUCUUUAAGCUCCACUUGAGUGUCUGCUCAAUACUAGCCUCCGUUCACAUGGAAUAAGUCAAUGUAACUGUAAUGAGUUACGCAGCAGCUAGUGGUGGAGUCCUGAUCAAAACAGAUACCAAGUAGAAACCAAAGGACUCCAUUUAUUUUGUCUUUCUUAGGCAAUGUGUGUGUGUGUGUGUGUCUGUGUGUGUGUGUGGAGUAGUCCUCCAAGAUGAAGCUUUGAAACAUUUUACCUUUUCUGACAAAUUACUGCAUACUGAAUCGAUGUGAAAAUAUGAAGUUCUAAAGGGCUGGAUCUCUAAAGGGACCCCACCACUCCCCACCCCCUCUUGGUCUUUCAGUAAUCUCAGGUACUUUACUCAAGUUCAGUCCCGACCAAAACCACACAACACGAGUUCUACUCCAGUACCUCAUAUGUUAACUAGAAACUUGCUUGUGGGAACUGAUUUCUAAUUUCAUAUGCUUUGUUGUUCUUAAGUUACUUUUUUAGCACUGGAAAAGGCAGGAACUACAUCCAUGUGCACCAAAUGGGCUGUUACCAAGCCGAGUUUAUUGUCAAACUGUCCAAAUUGAUAUUGUUAUUAUUAUGUAAUUUCAUUGAUAGUCUUCAAAAUAAUGUGUACAGAAUCAUUGUCUGUUUAGUUUAUUUUUGUGUCAGGUGAUACAUGCUGUCAAGACUUUAUACAUGAGAGAAUAUUUUGAUGAAAAAAUGAAAACAUAAGUAGCAUAUGUAUUAAAUAUACUGUAUUUCUCUUCUACAAAUA